UGGUCUCCACAAAUUGCUGUGUCUUGUGAGAGAUGUCAUUAAACCACAAGUAAGGCAGAAAGACAGAGAUGCAAGAGUGACUUCUUCUUCUCAUCAGCUGUUCGAAAGGAUUGAUAUGGAGGUGUUGAGAUUGAGGAGGACACAGUCCCAGGGGAGUCUUUCUGGUCCAGUGUCCCCCCGCUGGGAAAGAAAGUCCGUCUCUGAGCUGGUGCAACAUUACCAGAGCUGCGCAGACCUAAGGGGUUAUGAAAAAGCAGAGCAAAACAAUGAGUCGUCAGAAGACCGUGUAGACAGCCGAUGGAGGAGGCCAGACAGCAAGGGGAAUGUGGACCACUUGGGAACAGGAAGACUCUCUGGUCUCUCCCGGAGUCGCUCAGUGGACUUCCUCCCCCAGAAGGAGAUUUCGGGCACCAGAGCUCUGUGUGCACUGUUUGAGUCCAAGGCCACUCUGCAGCAGAGCUUCAACAGCAGCCCGCGACUCAAUGUGACGCCCAGCGGCCAGAAUAAAACGGAGAGAGACUACCCUCUGCAGGACAGGAGAAGUCAUAACACCCCAGAGAAGGACUCUUCCAGUCAGAGAACUACGCCGGUGAAAGGAUCAAAGGCUGUGAACGGGCCCCUGGUGUAUCAUGACAAAUCGUCCAGACUUUCAAAUGAUGACAAAUAUAAUCGAUCACUGACCAAAGGACCCACGCCACCAAGACAAGGCAGCGACAGGAAAUCUACUCCCUCCUCAGUGAGAGACAGAUCAGCUCUCUAUCAGUCCAGAGCAGAAGCUACUGACUCCACAGGAAGCUCAACACAGGCAGAAUUUAUUAGUACUCCAGGAAAAAGUGCUAAACACAGAAAGAUGGCUGAUGCAGCCAGGAACAUCACAGGCUCACAAUCAUCUCACAAUGAAGAUGACCUGCCUCUUCCCCCACCUCCACCUGUACCACCUAGACCCCUUGACUAUGAAGGGCCUUUUGAAUUAAGCAGCCUCCCUGUGCCUCCACCCAAAGAAACCUUCUCCACGUUCUACCAGCAACGUCAUAAGAGUGAGCUGAAGAGGCUCUUCAAACACAUCCACCCAGACCUUCGGGCAAGUCUCGAUAAUGUGGCAGAUGAUGAAAUAAUGAAGGUGGUGCAGUCAGAAAGCAGCCAGGCAGCAGACGCAGCUUAUCAGGGUGAAGUACAGUCCAUGAGAUGGAUCUUUGAGAACUGGAAUCUGGACAAUAUUGGAGAUCCUCAUGCAACCAAGAAACUGCUGGAUGAUGAGGAGUUAAAAGGUGGAGAUGUCAGAAGCACCUCUUCAGUCUUUGAGUACAUUGAUAGCACCAAACAAAUGUCUGCAAAAAGACAGGCUUCUGUCAGAGGAGAUGUAAGAACAUCAAUGUGGCUGUUUGAGACCCAGCCCUUAGACUCCCUAAAUGUAUCAAAAAGAGAAGAGGGUGAACUGGUUGAGGCAGUGCUGAAAGAACCCAUUCAACCAGGUGAUGUAAAAGGGACUCGGUUGCUUUUUGAAUCUAAACCAUUAAGCGACUUGGGACGCUGCAACUCUGUUGAAGACCAUAGCUUCCUGAAAUUGAGAUCUGAACUCCAGGAGCAGAAAGGAGAUGUUCAGAAGACCGUGAAACUCUUCCAAACAGAUCCUUGCUGUGCCAUCAGAGACAACAGUGGCAAUGUGCAUGAGAUUAAAUCCAUCUGCAGGGAGGAGAUCAACAGCAGCAACACCAGCACUGCCCGCUGGCUUUUUGAAACCCAGCCUCUGGACCUGAUUAAUAGGGGAACUGAUGGGGUGAAAAUUAUUCGGGGAAUAUCUCUGGAGGAGGGUCACAAAGGAGGCGUAGACCGAAAGAGGUGGAUGUUUGAGACUCAGCCAUUUGACACAAUACAAGAGGCUGUGGGAGUGGAUAAGUUUGAAGGAACAGUGGCCGACUACACAGGAGAGGCUGAUGUUGUAAACAAAAGGAAACUCUUUGAGAUGCAACCAUUGGCUGCACUAAAAGGAGACUCUCAAGAAAAGCCUUUAGAAAAGGAAGAAGUAAUUGGUGGAGAUGUCAAGACUUCUCUGUGGCUGUUUGAGACUCAGCCUAUUGAGGCUCUUAAUGAUAGCUAUGAAGUUGGAAGCCUGAAGAAAAUCAUUCUUUCAUCCGAAGAACAAGGAGAAGUAAAAGGCAAAAAACAAAUCUUUGAGAGCUGCAGCAAUCAAAAAAGCACCUCCAUAAAAGAACAAGAGAUUGAAAGGGGUGACGUGAAGGGGUUCAAGCAACUUUUUGAAACAAUUCCUUUGAGCAAAAUUGCUCGUUCUGAUGAAAUAAUUGAGAAGGAAACUGAUGUCACAGCCGGAAAUGUAAAAGGUAACCAAGCAAUGUUUGAGACAACUCCUUUAUAUGCAAUAAAGGACAGCUCAGGAAAUCUGCAUACAGUCACAAUAGUCAGCAGAGAAGAAUUUGUCAAAGGGAAAGUCAAUAACUAUAAGUGGAUGUUUGAGACCAAGCCUUUAGACCAGCUGGCAGAAGGAAAAGGAAAUGUUGAAGUAAUCAAAGGCAUCACCAGACAGGAGGACACCAUGGGCGAUGUAAAGACGGCAAAGUGGCUUUUUGAAACUCAGACAAUCGAUGGGAUCCAUUCCAAGUUCAAUCAGACAGAGCAAAACUCUUCUUCGGAAGAGGAACCUCGUAAAGGUGAUGUCAAGACCUGUAAAUGGUUAUUUGAGACACAGCCAAUGGACAUUCUAUAUGAUAAAUCGGAAAAACCUAAAGAUGCAGAAUCCAUUGACAACACAGAUGUGAAGUCCAUUACGUGGCUUUUUGAGACACAGCCUCUCAAUGGCAUCAAAGACGGUGAGGAGUACAAUUUGAAGCUAUGCAGCACCAUACAGGAUUCUGUGAAGUCAGGAAUUGGUGUUCAAACAGUGAAACACCUUUUUGAAACUGAAACUUUGGACAGGAUAAGAAAGGAUUCAAAGUCAGACCAAGACUCAAGGUGCAUCAGCCAGGUCAACUUUCAGUCAGGAGAAGUCUCACGAGUAAAAGAACUGUUUGAAUCCCAAUCCCUUGAUGAAAUAGGAUCAGAAAUGGUAACAACAUCUGGUGAGCAGAAAGGAGAGGAACACAUUGAAAAAGGCUCUGUACAUAAGUGUACAUGGAUGUUUGAGAACUGUCCAAUCAACCUGAUCAAUAAGGACAAUGAUGAUGCAAAUGUACAGAAAGUUCAUGGUCUUGAGUGUGGUGAUGUGCAGAACAAAAAGUUCAUAUUUGAAACCUCCUCACUGGACAAAAUCCAUGAAGAACCCCUUGAGCAGAAGUCAGCUUCUGUGGAACCCCCUGUGAGCAACGUGGAUGUGAAGUCAAGCACCAUGAUGUUUGAGUCCCAGCCUCUGUAUGCUAUUAGAGACAAAGAGGGCCAGUUUCAUGAGGUGACAACUGUGAAAAAAGAAGAGGUAAUGAGUGGUGACGUAAGAGGAGCAAGGUGGAUGUUUGAGACCAAACCCCUUGAUGCCAUCAAGGCAGAGAAUGAAGUUUAUGUGAUCCGAGCUGUCACCCAAGAAGAUGUCAAGAAAGGCGAUGUCAAAUCAGCCAGAUGGAAGUUUGAGACACAACCUCUGGACUCCCUUGCCCCCAGAGAUGAGCCUUAUGUCAAGGUUACUGAAGACUUUGGAAGCAGUAAUGUGCAUCUCAAUAAGCAGCUAUUUGAGUCUGAGCGGAACAACAAGUUUGUGAGAAUGGUUAGUGUCACUGAUGUCCAGCGAGGUGAUGUCAGGACCUCCACAUGGCUCUUUGAGAAUCAAGCUAUUGACACUCUGAAAGGGGAACCUCUGGGGCAGGAUUCACUAAAAACAGUUCACAGGGAAGAUAGCCAGAAGGGAGACGUCAAACGCUGCACCUGGUUGUUUGAAUCGCAGCCUCUGGACAAGAUCAAAGAGUCAGAAGAUACCAGUGCUGUGCAAGGAGUUGAGGAGAUACCAAAAGCUGAUGUGAAGUGCACUACCUGGCUCUUUGAGACAACUCCACUGGACAAAAUCACUGCCGGUAGUAUUGCUGACACCCUUUCACAUUUGUCCCAAUUGACAUUUGUUCACUCAAGUGGCAUCAUAAUAGAAGCAAAUGAGAACAGAAAUGUUAACAUGGCAAAAUAUGUGGUUGAAAGCACUGAGGGUGUGCAAGUUCAGAAAGAGGAGGUUGUUAGGGGCAACAUCAGGAACAUCAUGUUACAGCUCUUGCUCAAACCAACUCUCAAACCGCAAGUUACUCUUCUGAGGGAAAUGGAAAAAGGUGACGUUAACACAACGGUAGUAGAGCUUCCAGUCUUCCAGCCAACUGCCACUACAGAUUUUGAGAGAGAUCAAAGAAUACAAAAUAUUGCCCAGCUGAUUGAUGAAUUUCUUGUUCCACAUAAGCAUUUGAAAAAGGGAAUCAUAAUGCAAGAGACUGCAGAGGGACAAGCAGAGAUGUCUGUUUAUUCACUUAUCUGCAGUCAUGAACUCAAACCUGACAGUCAAGUCACUGAGAAGGGAGAUGUGAAGUCUACAAUUGGAAAUUUGUUGGCGACGGCCAGUAGUCAGAGGACUGCAGCAUCAUGUCGAGUGGAUGAAAAUGAGAAGGGAAAUGUGAAUUUGUACAAAAGCUGCAUUGAGAAAGGAGACCUGCAUUACCUGAAGAGUCUUCAUGCUGAGGCAAUCGAUGAUGAAGUUGAUCAUGGCCUUCUGGCUAAGGAGCAGAUUGAAAUAGUUCAGGGAGGCGUGAAGGAAGCAAAAAAGAGCCUUUGUCAGCAAAAAGAGCAGGUAGAGCGAACCAUUUCUGAUGUUUUGCCAGGAGAUGUAAAGAACACCAAAAAGGUGUUUUCAUCGAAUUCCUCUGCCAGUGCUGAUACCUGUAUUCAAAAGGAAGAAAUCAUCCCUGGAGAUGUUUCAUCUGCAAAGCAGCAACUCUCAGUGAAGCAACCUAUUGCUGUAGAAAAAGAGGAAAUUGUGGCUGGGGACAUCAGGGCAACAAUGCAGUCAUUAGAGCUUGCAAAGCAACAGAGCUUGUGUGUGGAGCGUGAGAUCAUUAAACCUGGAACUAUCUAUGACAUGGAUCUGUCAGCUCAAGGUCCUGAAAUAGAAGGAAACCAGGUGCAAAGGGAAGUCAUUAUAUCUGGUGAUGUGAAAGCUGCUAAAAGGUCUCUUGAAAUGGCUAAACAGCAAAGCAUGCAAAUGGAGCGCGAAGUCACGGUUCCUGGAAAAAUAUACAACCUGAAUGUGUCAUCGGAAGAGGAAAGCUCUUCAGCAGUGGCACAGUCUACACGGUCAACCUCCUCCAGAUGCCAGCAAAUCAAGACUUAUCCAAAGGUCAGUGAAGCAGAGAAAGAUCAGGAAAACCAUGUUUCCUUUGAGACUUGUCAGCAAAGUACAGUUCUAGUUAGUAGUUGUGCCCCACACUCACUGCCACCUUUUGUGAAUUGUGAGUUUAACGUCCACGCAACUGAAGAUGAGACAGAGGAAGUUAUCAGAGGAGAUGUCAAGGCAGCUAUUAGGUCUCUGCAGAGUGCAUCAACAGAGCAGAAAUUUCUAGACAAAGAAAAUAUUGUAAAAGGUAAUUUGCAAUUGGCUCUGGAAUCUCUUGAGAAGUCUAGUGUAAAUGUAUCCAAAGGAGACUAUAAGGCUGCAUUGCUAUACAGGAAUUCAGGCAAGGCUUGUUCAGAGAGGAGCAAGACUGUUCACAAGCAGUGUGUUGUGGUGUCUGUGCCUCCGUCUGACACAAACUUAUCUCCUUCAAUUUCAGUAACCUGUGAAGGACAACCAGCCAUUACAGCACAGAAUUCAACCCCCAACCCUGUAGCAAAUGGAAACUCUAAAGCACCCAGGUGUGAGAAUGCAACAGCACCUCCACUCCCUCUAAAGACUGAGAAACUGCAGGAGCAGAAGCCAGCACUGCCGCCAAAGCCACAGUGGACACAAUCUGUAGUUAUAGAACAACCGAACCAGCUGUCUUCUCCCAAAGUUGUUUGCUCUAUGAAAAGCAAAAUAAAAAACACAGUGAUUCCUCAAAAACAAAGUCAACAAUUUAGUACACAUCCCAUAGAAAAUCUACAAGAAACCACAACACAUGUCAAAGCCAGUGUAGGGACCUUACAUGAAACAUACCAUCAAAAAUGUGGUGGUGAAACAGAGCAGGACACAAAUCAAACAAAUGGACUUCCACUGAUGGACUCAAAUGCUCAGGAAAUUGGGGAAAAGAAAACAGUUGCAGUGAACAGUGAAGUGGAAAUAGAGAGAAAUGUGAUACAGAAAAUAAAUGCGGCAGAGGAGAUAAAAAUGUGUAUGGAGAGCUACACGAACGAUGGUAAACAUGGAAUGAACAUGAGCUUGCAGGCUGCUGUGCAAAACUUUGAAAGAAGGGAAAGUAGUACUUUGGACAGGGGAGUUUUUCUGUCGAAGAAGGUAAAAGUUAUGAAUGCUAAACACACUGACAAAAACACAGCUCAAAACGCACAACACAAAUUUCCCCAAAAACCCAAAACUGACGAGCAAACAUCGGGGACAAACAGUUCAGUUGCUGCAUGCCAGAUGCAGCAAAAUGAGCUCAACCAAAAACAAGAAAAGGUUGAGAAUAAAGUUGUUUUAAGAGAGAAGAAAGUAAGGGAGACAGAAGAUGAAAGACGCCAAAGGCUUUCUGUUCACAAAGAGGAGAUCAUGAAAGGAAACGUGAUGGCUGCCAUGGAAAUCUUUGAAAACUUAAGGAAACGAGAUGAACUUAAAGGAAUCCUGUCGCAAGUGGAAGAGAUUGAAGGCGAGACCAGCAAUGUAGACACUAGCUCCUUGAAGACAUUGUACCAGAAUGUCCCUUCUUGGAUGGUUACACCAAGAAGACAUGCUAAGAAAAGUAAAAUGGAGGAAAAGAAAGUCGAUGUAGAAACACAGGAGGAUGAUCUUGAAAGCAUCUCCUCGGUCGAGACUGCAUUUGAAGACCUGGAGAAGGCAAGCAAGGAAAUAAUGACUCUGAAGGAAGAGACUUUAGCAAAACUUCUUGACAUCGAAGAAACCAUUAAAAAGGCAUUGUAUUCUGUCUCAAAUCUAAAAUCUGAAGCUGAUAUCGCCAGCUUGUCGGGAUUGUUUGAUGAAUCUUUAAAAUCUGAGCAAAACCUUCAACCUGCCAACAACAUCAGGAAGAUCAGUAUUGUGUCGAGCAAGGCCAAAUCAAGCCAAACCAAAGAGACAACCGAUGUGAAGCUCCAAACAGAUCUGGAUUCAAGUCUUUCUAGAAAAGAAGAGCUCAGAAGAGGGCACAAUAAACCACUUAUUAGACAGUCUUCCUCUCAGUCCUCUCCAUCAUUUAUCUCCAUACAUUCAGCUGCCAGAAAACCUACCGAACAACCAAAGUCAACCAUGUCAACAUUUAAACCAAGAACAGAGGCCAGUCCUCACGGAUGCUAUAAUGCUAACAGCGACCUGGAGUCUGCUGCCACCGAGUCCACAAAAAAUGGUCAUAGUCCACAACGCAAGGUCAGUGUGCUUGAGUUGAAGACUGUUCCAGAGAAACCCCCAGGAAUAAUUGGCACAAAGACUGUCAGCGAAACAUAUGAAGAAACUGAUGGCUUUGGCAAUGUGUUCGUUUCUUCAGUGACUUCAACAUUCGUCACCAAACAGUCUGACAAAAAGACAUCUCCCAUGUUUGAAGUAGUUGGCAGUCCACCCAGAUAUGAAGUCAUGACAUCACCAUUAAUGCGAAGAGCUGGCCGCCCUUUUGAAGAUAAACUGCUGAGCAACGCCAAGGAGGAAGGGACAGUAUUUGUAACAUUUAGUCAACCAAAGGAAAACCACUAGACAAGCCUCUUAUCAGUGUGUUUCCCAGUUUUUUAAGUUUGGGAAAGCAUUUACUCUAUUUGUGAAUUUAUCCCAUUAUGUUUUAAUGAAACUUUUUUGUUGGUCAUAAAACUGAUCUUAUGAAAUGAAAUGUUAACUCUAACUUGCAAAACAUUUGUCUUAUAGAUUUUAUACUGUAACCACAAUAAGUUUAAAAUUCUUUUAUUAAGGUUAAGCAUAUAGUUAACACUGUAUGUUGUGUUGUGUAAAUUGUCAAAUAAAGGACAGCUUAAGAGA
This is a messenger RNA of Mugil cephalus (flathead mullet), 8062 nucleotides long. It is a transcript of the gene xirp1, whose product is annotated as xin actin binding repeat containing 1. The transcript has 8 exons. NCBI's taxonomy places the organism in Eukaryota, Metazoa, Chordata, Actinopteri, Mugiliformes, Mugilidae. Gene Ontology annotation, molecular function: actin filament binding. Gene Ontology annotation, biological process: actin cytoskeleton organization; actin filament organization. Gene Ontology annotation, cellular component: focal adhesion; stress fiber. The coding region runs from base 116 to 7786 and encodes 2556 amino acids. The record is from RefSeq and is a predicted model, not a curated record.